AUCGCGCCCUUUCCAGUGGGCGCGGGCGASCGCCGAGUGGCCUGUCGGGAGCGCUCCGCCCCGGCGCCAUCUCCGGGAGCGGCCGAGAGCGCCCAGGUCUCACUUGUGGCUGACAGAGCCUGCAGGAUGUUUCACGGGAUCCCAGCCACUCCCGGCAUGGGAGCCCCUGGGAACAAGCCAGAGCUGUAUGAGGAAGUGAAGUUGUACAAGAAUGCCCGGGAGAGGGAGAAGUAUGACAACAUGGCAGAGCUGUUUGCAGUAGUGAAGACAAUGCAGGCACUGGAAAAAGCAUACAUCAAGGACUGCGUCACCCCCAACGAGUACACUGCAGCCUGCUCUCGACUCCUGGUCCAGUACAAAGCUGCCUUCCGGCAGGUUCAAGGCUCAGAAAUCAGUUCCAUUGAUGAAUUCUGCCGCAAGUUCCGCCUGGACUGCCCACUCGCCAUGGAGAGGGUUAAGGAAGACAGGCCCAUCACCAUCAAGGAUGACAAGGGCAACCUCAACCGCUGUAUUGCUGAUGUUGUCUCACUCUUCAUCACAGUAAUGGACAAACUGCGCCUGGAAAUCCGCGCCAUGGACGAGAUCCAGCCUGACCUGCGGGAGCUGAUGGAGACCAUGCACCGCAUGAGCCACUUGCCCCCAGACUUUGAGGGCCGCCAAACAGUCAGCCAAUGGCUACAGACCCUGAGCGGCAUGUCAGCAUCUGAUGAGCUGGAUGACUCCCAGGUACGGCAGAUGCUCUUCGAUCUGGAGUCCGCCUACAACGCCUUUAACCGCUUCCUGCACGCCUGAGCCUCAGAGUGGCCCAUGGGGGAUGGGGGAUGGCUACCUAGGGGACCAUGCCCCACUUCCUCUGGCCAUACCCACCCUGGACAGCUUUGUGAGACUUGAUGUCCAGAGCAGCUGUCUGUGUCUGUGUUGUCAAGACUCACCCCCAAUAAAGAUGCUAUUGUUCUGCCUGUGGUGGGUAG
Molecule: messenger RNA, 971 nt
Organism: Urocitellus parryii (Arctic ground squirrel)
Lineage: Eukaryota; Metazoa; Chordata; Mammalia; Rodentia; Sciuridae
Gene: Vps28
Product: VPS28 subunit of ESCRT-I
Biological process (GO): protein transport to vacuole involved in ubiquitin-dependent protein catabolic process via the multivesicular body sorting pathway
Cellular component (GO): ESCRT I complex
Molecular function (GO): protein-containing complex binding
Source: RefSeq, a predicted model, not a curated record